Molecule: messenger RNA, 5068 nt
Organism: Dreissena polymorpha
Lineage: Eukaryota; Metazoa; Mollusca; Bivalvia; Myida; Dreissenidae
Product: receptor-type tyrosine-protein phosphatase epsilon-like
Exons: 26
Coding region: 14-3490 (1158 amino acids)
Biological process (GO): protein dephosphorylation
Cellular component (GO): membrane
Molecular function (GO): protein tyrosine phosphatase activity
Source: RefSeq, a predicted model, not a curated record
GCAGUUUCCCAACAUGACCGUGGCAAUGGGAUUAAUGUCAGAAUCUCUUCAGGACGAACAAUUCACAACUAAAAAUGUUACCGUUGCGGAGAAGUGGUUAAAUCCUCCACGUGAAAUACAGUUUGUACGGGUUAUCGGCAGUAAGAGUGGCAGCGAACCUCAUAUGAUAAUAUGCGAGAUAGUGAUAUUCAGACAAACAGACUGCCCACUCGGAAGUUACAGCGUUAACUGUUCCAAACAAUGCCAUUGCCGAGUGGGCUCAUGCGACAGUGUAACAGGUGCAUGUUCGAACGGGAUCUGUGCAGACGGAUGGAAAGGAAUGGCGUGCAAUGAAAACUGCCCACUCGGAAGUUACAGCGUUAACUGUUCCAAACAAUGCCAUUGCCGAGUGGGCUCAUGCGACAGUGUAACAGGUGCAUGUUCGAACGGGAUCUGUGCAGACGGAUGGAAAGGAAUGGCGUGCAAUGAAAACUGCCCACUCGGAAGUUACAGCGUUAACUGUUCCAAACAAUGCCAUUGCCGAGUUGGCUGCGACAGUGUAACAGGUGCAUGUUGGAACGGGAUCUGUGCAGACGGAUGGAAAGGAAUGGCGUGCAAUGAAACAUGCCACCCAGGCACAUUUGGUGCUAACUGUUCAUCAAUAUGCCGCUGUCACAACAACAUAACAUGUUACAAUAUAAACGGAUCUUGUCCAAAUAACCAAUGCGCUGCAGGAUGGAAGCAUGACAACUGUAGCGUAGCAUGCGGUCCAGGCAAUUUUGGUCUAAACUGCACCUCCCCUUGCCAUUGUCUAAACGGAGAAAGCUGUGACCAUGUCUCAGGAAACUGCCCUGGUGACCUAUGUGCACCUGGAUGGACUACUAGUAACUGUAGUGUUGCAUGCCACCCAGGCACAUUUGGUGCUAACUGUUCAUCCAUAUGCCACUGCCACAACAACAUGACAUGUAACCAUUUUAACGGAUCUUGUCCAAAUAACCAAUGCGCUGCAGGAUGGAAGCAUGACAACUGUAGCGUAGCAUGCGGUCAAGGCAAUUUUGGCCUUAACUGCACCUCCCCCUGCCAUUGUCUACAAGGAGCAAGCUGUGACCAUGUGUCUGGCAACUGUCCUGGUGACCAAUGUGCAUCUGGUUGGACUACUAGUAACUGUAGUGUUGCCUGCGAAUCGGGAUCAUACGGACAAAACUGCUCCAUGGACUGUCACUGUGACAAGUGCCAUCACGUCAAUGGAUCUUGCGCAAUGUCUUCUCAAUGUCACAAUGGGUACAGGAUGGAUAACGGUUUCUGCAAACGUAAACAUUCAUUGUUUUCAUUUUUUACCUUUCCUGUCCCAUGCGGAGUUGCAUCUAACAAAUCACGCACAUGCAUACAAGACACGAUAGAAGCAAUAGAUUAUAUGUUAAUUGCACAUUUCUUGAUAUACUGGUUAAUUGCAGCGCAAGAAGAGACAAGAGGGAUUAAUACCAUUAUGAUCGCUGGAGUUGUUGGUGGUUGCGUCGCAGCUAUACUUAUUGCCAUUGGUAUUGCUGGCGUAAUUUUAUGUUACAGGAGGCGAAAACUUCAAUCCAGGUCAAAAAGUCAUACUGGGUUAUCUAUACCCUCGAAAAUAGAGACAAACUUCAAAGGGAUUGAUCGAGCUAAACAUUUUGAACAUGUCUCCGUCGAGGAUACAACACAUAUCAGUUUAAAAGAUGUCAGCAAGAGAUUGCCUGGUGUUGGAAAUUCAACAGAUGCACAGUUUGAUGACCCCAAUUACUACAGCUUUAAGACAGUUACCCCUGGAAUCAAAAUCCAUGAUCUCUGGGAUUACAUUCACGAGAAACGUGAUUCGAUAUUCUUUGAUGCCGAGUUUAAAAAAUUGCGAAGCGGGCUUAUUCAUAAGCACGAAAUAGCAUCGUCUGAAGAAAACAAGGGAAAGAACCGUUACAAGAAGUUGUAUGCAUACGACCAUAACCGUGUGUCCUUGACAAAAGAGUUGGAAGGAGAAUCCGAAUAUAUCAACGCGAGCUUUAUACACGGAUUCCAGAAGAUAAAGAAAUUCAUCGCUUCUCAGGGCGCCACUGAGAAAACACUAGAGGAUUUAUGGCGCAUGAUAUGGCAGCAAAAGGUUGACAAGAUUGUGAUGUUGACAAACCUGGUCGAAAUGGGAACGCUGAAAUGUCUUCAAUAUUGGCCUGAGGAGCUGAACGGUGUGUGCAAGUACGGACGUGUUGACGUCAAAUACGUUGAUGUCGUGGAGAUGGGCGAUUACAAUAUCCGGACAUUCCAAAUUACGAAGGGACAUGAUACGAGGGUAGUAAAGCAGUUUCACUUUAAGGCCUGGCCUGACAAAGAUGUUCCCGACACAGCCUGGUGUCUUGUAGACUUUUGGAGAGCGGUGGACACUCGGGAUGAACAACAAUCACCAAUCCUUGUUCACUGCAGCGCUGGUGUUGGGCGAACAGGAACAUUUAUUGCUCUUGACAACCUCAUUUCACAAGCCAAGAUGGAGAAAUGCGUGAGACCUUUCCAGAUGGUCGAGGCUUUGCGAGAACAAAGGGUCAGCAUGGUCCAAACAAAGGAACAGUACGUCUACCUACACGAAGCCUUGGCAGAGGCUUUCCUGAUUGGGACACAGCACGUUACGACCGGACAGUUCGAACGUGUCUACAACUACAUGAUGGGCCGUAACGAUGACUCGACAGCCACCCGACUUGAACAUCAGUUCGAACUAGUGAGACAAAGUGUGGAACAUCAUCCAGUAGAGAUACAAGAAGUGUCCAGUCAAGAAGCAGAAUACGGCAAUAUUGAGACAGUCGGGACUGAAAUACACGCUUAUCGACAUCCACAGAAUAGAAAAAGGGAACAGCCAAUUGAACUCAAUAUCCCCACUUUCAGUGCAAAGAAUGGAAUAUGUGUGGUUAGCAGACCGACGGAACCUCAGCUGUCGAUGUUUUGGUAUCAUCUGCAACAACGUGGUAUAGUAACGCUGAUUGAUAUUGCAUCGAAUGGAAGUGAAACGAAAUACGUACUCAAAGAUGGAACAGACGGGGAACAUAUAGAAAACGGAGCUCUGUCUGUAAUUAAAGAGUCGCUACACAACGGAUUUGUUGAAAUAACUUAUUCCGUGAAGAAAAACGCGAACGAGAGUGGCUUCGACAAAACCAUCAAACACUUUGUGUUGACUUCAUGGAAAGGAGAUGAUACACACACAGAGAGGACAUCACUACUCAAGAUGAUAGAGGCGGUGCACACAUGGCAACCGGAAAUGAAAGAAGACAAGCCGAUAUUAAUACUCGACAAUGCCUGUUUCCAGAAAUGCGGUGUCGUGGCUGUUUUGAUUAACGAGAUUUAUCGCAUAUCAGCACAGCAUGGACACAUUAACAUCUUAGAAUCUGUCAAGACGAUGGUGCAAGGAAAAAGUCUUCUUAUCCACAGCAAGAUGCAGCUGAAGUUCUGUUAUGACGUCAUAUUGGACUAUGUGGAGCAGCAAGCCACAUAUCAGAAUUAUUAAUGAUACAAGAAAUGUAACACAUGGUUUUGUACUCAUGAGCUAUGGAUCUCUUUUCUUUAUAAAAUCGUCUUGGAUAGAGGUGUUCUCAUCUGGCGAUGCUGGCUCGAGUUUAAAUAUAAAGAAGUGAAACUUCAGCUGCUGGAGCAGUAUUGCAUUCUUAUUAUAUACCAUUGGUUGGUCCUUUAUUGCCAAAAACAGUACGAAACAACACACACACAUAAAAGAAUAAAGCUGGGGUCACUGCCUUGGAACGCUCAAUGCAAAGCAUUGGGGGUUGAAACCGGUUUUAGAGCGCUCAACCUCACACGUAACCAGCAAUAUUCAUGACACAUAUAAGUGUAAACAAAAUUUAACCUGAUAGCAUUGAAACACAAAUUACAAUGAUAAAAGGGAAUUAAAACGCAUCCAGUUCAAUUACUAUUUCAUAACUCAAUGGUAAGAAGGAGACCAGAGCAACAGAGUUACAACUUUUUGAGGAACGAUGAAAUGUAAUUGUAAAGAAGUGUCAACUACAUUCCUUCUUUAUACAAAAAGAUUUAAGAAUGUAGCAUCAUAUAGUUGAUAUUUUUAAGAUCAUCAUCGUGCAAAUACAGGAAGAAGUAGCAAUAUUGGGUUAAACCGAUCCUUAUUACAUAGUUUAGUUUUUAAUGUGACUGCUAAACAAUAAAUCAAUCAGACAAGAAACGCCAGUCAGAGAAAACAUAUUAAUAAAGUUUAACGAUAUUAACCCGAUGACCUAUGCAUGUACCCAAAACAGUGAACGUGGAUCGGAUGACGUUAUUUUAAAGCGAUGACACGAUGACGUCACCAGUAAAAAAUCCAAUAUGAUUAAAGAAGCAGUACUGUAAAAUAAUUUUUUUAAAGGGAAAUGUUUCCUAUAACAAGUUCAAAUUCGGAUUAUGUGUCUUAUUGCCGGCACGCGCUCCCAUUCAAACGCUCAUUUUUGUACUCGUCACCCUAAACCGCGAACGAAAAAAAAAAUUGCUCCCGGAACGGGCUACAUGCUACUAUACUGCCUGUUCAUAUUUCUGUUUUUUGCGUCUUUAUUUGAAUUAUGCUUUUUCCUAGAAUCAAACUGUAUUUUUGUGUCAUCAUCGGAUAUAUAUGAACAAUGGAAAUAGAGCAAAUGUACAUUACAAUGAACGCUAUUUAGAAAUGUCGGUGUUAAUAGCUACUCACAGCUAAUGUUAUUUUGUUAAUAUGUCUAACUGAUAAUAUAUACAAUUAGUAUUGAAAUUGCAUUGUAUUGUACAGAUUUAUUGUUUAUAAGGUAUUGUGUACACAUUACUCAAAUGAUUCAUGAUCUCGAUGUAUAACUAUUGCAUAUAUAUAUGUAAAGAUAUGUCACCCCCCUCCUACCGAGCUUGUAAACAUGGAAUGUUUUUGAACACUCCAUUUAAUAGUUUCCCUUUGUAUCUUGUAUUAUAGUUACAAUAUCUAACACUACUAUUAUCUGUUUACGUUAUGGAUGAUAUCACUGUUCCCUACUGGAACAGGACAAUAUUGUUAGAACUCGUUUUGUUAUGUUGCCCUUACUGUAUACCUUGUAUACUUGUGUAAAUAAAGAGUUGUUCUGUU